AUGGGCCCAGAGACACAGCCCGGCCAGGGCCGCUCCUCUGGGCCCAGCUUCAAAGGAUUUGAUUUCCUCGCCAAGAUAUUUCAGAGCCCUAAUAAUCUCCACAAAGACUAUCUUCAUUUCUCAGAGGUGAAAAUAGUCGGACUGGGUGAUGCUGAUCAACUUGCCAUUCUUCAAGGAUGUCCAGGGAUCCCAGGUGUCUCUGGCCCAAAAGGAGAACCAGGUCUCCCAGGAACAAAAGGAGAAAUGGGAGAGCAGGGAUUCCCUGGGAAAGCAGGACCACCCGGUGCAAAAGGAGCAGCUGGAGAGCCUGGCUUCCCAGGACUGAAAGAACCCAGGACCUGCCAAGAACUGUUGGCCAAAGGGAAGGUUUUGAGUGGCUGGUACACAAUCUACCCCCAAGACUGCAAUGCCACCACCGUCUUCUGCGACAUGGACACAGAUGGUGGGGGAUGGAUUGUUUUUCAGAGGCGCUGGGAUGGAUCAGUGGACUUCUUACGGGAUUGGGAUUCAUACAAGCGAGGUUUUGGCAACCAGCUGACAGAGUUCUGGAUGGGGAAUGACAACAUCCACUUCCUCACAUCUCUGGGACCCUGUGAACUCCGCAUUGACCUGAGAGACUUUGAGAACAACUACUAUUUUGCCAAGUAUGCUUCAUUCAGAGUUUUAGGAGAGUCAGAGAAAUACAGACUGGUUCUAGGAGACUUCCUUGGUGGAAAUGCUGGAGACUCUUUAUCGUACCACAGGGACAUGCCAUUUUCAACAACAGAUCAGGACAACGACAUGAGCUCCUUUAACUGUGCCACAGAAUACAAGGGAGCAUGGUGGUACAAUGAUUGCCAUUACUCCAACCUGAAUGGCAUGUACUGGAGGGGUGUGCAUGGGAGCUAUGCUGAUGGAAUCAACUGGAAGACAGGCAAAGAAUACCACUACUCCUAUAAGCAAACGGAAAUGAAAUUCAGGCCAGUUUAA
Molecule: messenger RNA, 969 nt
Organism: Hirundo rustica (Barn swallow)
Lineage: Eukaryota; Metazoa; Chordata; Aves; Passeriformes; Hirundinidae
Product: ficolin-2-like
Exons: 8
Coding region: 1-969 (322 amino acids)
Source: RefSeq, a predicted model, not a curated record